UGCUCAAGUCUGACGUGGAACUGGAGGAGGAGAGAGAGAACAGAUUGAUGUGGGAACGACUACGCGAACGACAGCAAGCCGAGAUGGACAGAAAGGCGGAGAUGGAGAGAAAAGCAGAGAUGGAGAAAAAGGCGGAGAUAGACAGAAAAGCAGAGAUGGAGAGAAAGUCCGAGAUGGAGAGAAAAGAAGUAAAAGGGAAGAAGGAUGACAAAGGGAAGAAAGAAACGGUUGCCAAGGAGAAAGACGCCCCUCCUAAGAAGUAGCAAAUU
Messenger RNA from Aplysia californica (California sea hare), 269 nucleotides. RefSeq lists its product as uncharacterized. The record is from RefSeq and is a predicted model, not a curated record. NCBI's taxonomy places the organism in Eukaryota, Metazoa, Mollusca, Gastropoda, Aplysiida, Aplysiidae.